This is a messenger RNA of Perognathus longimembris pacificus (Pacific pocket mouse), 2204 nucleotides long. RefSeq names its product UDP glycosyltransferase 8 (gene Ugt8). Bases 245 to 1864 code for a protein of 539 amino acids. Gene Ontology annotation, molecular function: UDP-glycosyltransferase activity. NCBI's taxonomy places the organism in Eukaryota, Metazoa, Chordata, Mammalia, Rodentia, Heteromyidae. The transcript is spliced from 7 exons. The record is from RefSeq and is a predicted model, not a curated record.
GGUGUGUAGUGUGUGCGGGAGGCGCGCCGCGGACCCGAGGAAAGACACCACCGAAGCCCUGGCACCCUUCCCCGAAGCACGGACUCCGCAGCUCCGCUCACGCCCCCGCCCCCUCCAAGUCACUUAAAGGCAGCGAUACCUGAUCCCGGCGCGCUCCUCCGGGUCCCCGCCGGCCCGAUACCCCUGCGCGGCGGAGGCGCGCGCAAACUCACGCGCGGAGACUCAGCGGGAGACCAGGCGAGCUAUGAAGUCUUACACUCCAUAUUUCAUACUCCUGGCUGUUGGGAUGGUGCGGGCUGCCAAAAUCAUCAUCGUGCCGCCAAUUAUGUUUGAAAGCCAUAUGUAUAUUUUCAAGACGCUUGCCUCAGCCUUGCACGAGAGAGGCCACCACACAGUGUUCCUGCUCUCAGAAGGCAGAGACAUAGCCCCGUCACAUCAUUACAGCCUCCAGCGCUACCCAGGGAUCUUCAACAGUACCACCUCGGAUGCAUUCCUGCAGUCCAAAAUGCGGAAUAUUUUCUCGGGGAGAUUGACAGCACUUGAGCUAUUUGACAUAUUAGAUCAUUAUACUAAGAACUGUGAUAUGAUGGUUGGCAACCAAGACCUAAUCCAGGAUCUGAAAAAAGAAAAGUUUGACCUGCUGUUGGUGGACCCAAACGAUAUGUGUGGAUUUGUGAUAGCUCAUCUUUUAGGGGUUCAAUAUGCUGUAUUUUCCACUGGCCUUUGGUAUCCUGCCGAAGUGGGUGCUCCUGCUCCAUUAGCCUACGUCCCUGAGUUUAACUCACUCCUCACAGAUCGCAUGAACUUGCUACAAAGGAUGAAAAAUACCGGUGUUUACCUCAUUUCCAGAUUAGGGGUCAGCUUUCUGGUCCUUCCCAAAUACGAAAGGAUAAUGCAGAAGUACAACCUGCUACAAGAGAAGUCCAUGUACGACCUGGUUCAUGGGUCCAGCCUGUGGAUGCUUUGUACAGACGUGGCCCUGGAGUUUCCCAGACCUACUCUGCCCAAUGUUGUGUAUGUGGGAGGAAUUCUCACCAAGCCGGCCAACCCAUUACCAGAAGAUCUCCAAAGAUGGGUAAAUAGUGCUGAUGAACAUGGCUUUGUCUUGGUAUCUUUUGGUGCUGGAGUUAAGUAUCUGUCAGAAGAAAUUGCUAACAAACUGGCAGGAGCUCUGGGAAGAUUGCCUCAAAAAGUGAUUUGGAGGUUUUCUGGAGCCAAACCAAAGAAUCUAGGAAACAACACCAAGCUCAUAGAGUGGUUACCCCAAAAUGACCUGCUGGGGCAUCCAAAUAUCAAAGCCUUCCUGAGUCAUGGUGGUUUGAACAGUAUUUUUGAAACUAUGUAUCAUGGUGUACCAGUAGUGGGAAUCCCACUCUUUGGAGACCAUUAUGAUACCAUGACCCGAGUACAGGCAAAAGGUAUGGGGCUCUUGCUGGAAUGGAAGACAGUUACUGAAGGAGAGCUGUAUAAAGCACUGGUGAACGUUAUCAAUAAUCCCAGCUACCGGCAGAGGGCUCAGAAGCUGUCAGAAAUUCACAAGGAUCAACCCGGCCAUCCUGUCGAUCGGACUCUCUAUUGGAUAGAUUACAUCCUUCGCCACAAGGGAGCCCACCACCUCCGGGCCACUGUCUAUGAGAUCUCUUUCUGUCAGUAUUUUCUACUGGAUAUUGCCUUUGUGCUUUUGUUUGGUGCUGCAUUGUUUUACUUCCUCCUGACCCACGUGACAACAUUUAUUUACAGAAAACUCGCAAGUCUGUGGUCUAGAAAUAAGCAGAGUGCUGUUAAUGGACAUUAUCACAAUGGAUUCCUCAAUGGUAAAUACAAAAGGAAUGGCCAUAUUAAACAUGAAAAGAAAGUGAAAUGAGCCAGCAGCCCAGGGGAUGGAAACAAAUUGAUCCAGCCACUGAGUUCAUAAUUUAGUCUAACAGUUACUAAAAGUAAAAUGUCAAUAAACAAGUCUAACCCUCCCUUAUCAGAUAUUACUAAUGAAAUUGUAGGGAUUUACAAUGGCUAUACAAGAAAGCACAAACCUAAAAUGCAAAAAUGUAUUUUAUUCCAAUACCGAUGUAGAGUUGGCCCUGAACCUUUAGAAGCCUUAACUAUUUAAAUGAAUUUAAGACAAUUGGUCAGACCUUAGUUUUAAAUGUUGAUGGGUGUGUGUGUGUGUGUGUGUGUGUGUGUGUGUGUGUGUGUGUGUGUAUGUG